AUGCCUCCCAAAGCAAGCACCAGACGAACUGCCGCAAAACCAGAAGACACAGACUCUACACAAAAUGCACCGACUCAAAGUGCCGCCCCAGGUGCUUCUGGCCGACCAUCAGUACAAAGACUACAGUCACUGAAGAAACGUGCCCCAGCAGGCGGCAGCAUCACACCAGCAACACGCUCACCCUCAGUACUGAGCGGCGAUAAUGCCCCAAAGCCAAUGAAAUUCCGACCAAAGGCCGUCCAGCGAAGGAGCAAGGAGGAGCGUGAAGCUAUGGAGAAAAUUGAACAAGAAAGGCUCAAUGAUCGUUUGAGAGAUGCGGCUGCUAUCCAGCGUGGCCGUGGGAAUCGCGGGGGCAGAAGCUCAUUCCGUGGCCGUGGUGGUGCUACUGGUGGUCUUGGGGGAGCAUUUAGAGGUCGAGGUGGUGGUCCAGCACGUGGCCGUGCACGAUAUGGAAUUACUGGAGCAUCUCGGGAUCGGGAAGAUGAUUCCUCGGAUGAUGAUUUGCGGAUGAGCAUUGACCAGAUCAACAUUGAGAGCGAUGAGGAUGAUGACCUGGAAGAAGGGAAAGGCAAGAUGCCGGCUCGAGGACGCCGUGAGAAGGGAUUGCGUCCUGUCCGUGUUACGCGACACGAGCACGAGGAUCGGGUGGUUGCCGUCAACAUGGAGUCAAGUUCCAGCAAGUCGGCAGAGAUUCGAGAGCAGGCUCAGAAGGAGGCUGCUGAGAUUGUGGACGACAAUCCCUCGCCUCCAGAGGUUGGUAAUGACGAAACCCGUGUGAAGGACGAACCUACAGACGACGGUGAUACACCUAUGGCAGACUUGCCUCCUGCUGAGGAUGAUGGAUUGUUGCCCACACAGAAGUACCGUGUGCGCCGUAAGACAUCAGAUCCCAAGUCAGCAGACCCUAAGCCGGAGAAGGCCAAGGCAAUCGCUCCACCGAAACCUAAACGAGAUCCGCGGGAGCUUCUGCGCACUAAGGAGGAGAUUGAUGAAUACGACCGCCACCUGGAUGAUUUGGAGCAUAUUCGAGAACUCCUGACCCACCAGGAACCAGAGGAAGAACCAGAACCAGAACUAAAACCAGCGGAGCCGCAGACCGUGCCAGAGACAACCCCGACUGAAGACCCAGCAACAGACGAUCCAGAGCCACCAAUUGAGAAGUUAGCCAAUCAACACCUUCUCGGACAUCUCUUCCUCAUGCAAUUUCCGCCUAUGACACCCAACCUCUCUAUCCCCGGAGCGGAAACAGCGGUCGAAGAGACGAAUCAACCCGAGCCCCAGGCACAGCCGCAAGUAAAAUCCGAGACCGAAGGCGACGAUGUUCAGAUCACAGGCGAAACUGGAUUGGAUGCAAAGGGAAGAUCCAAACUUAUCACCGCUGCUACAAAUUGGUCCCUACCAGCCGGCCGGGUAGGCAAGUUGAAUGUGCAUAAAUCUGGGCGCGUGACAAUGGAUUGGGGCGGCAUCAGCUUCGAGCUUGAUCGUGCUGCGGCGGUGGAUUUCGUGCAGGAGGCGCUGAUUGUCUCUUCGCCUGAGGUCGAUGAGUCAGGACAACCGCCAAAGGAAGAACGACAACAAGCUUGGUCUAUGGGUCAACUUUCGGGCAAAUUUACGGUCAUGCCGGACUGGGAUGCGAUGCUGUGA
Messenger RNA from Penicillium longicatenatum, 1644 nucleotides. Its product is annotated as putative DNA-directed RNA polymerase III RPC4. NCBI's taxonomy places the organism in Eukaryota, Fungi, Ascomycota, Eurotiomycetes, Eurotiales, Aspergillaceae. The record is from RefSeq and is a predicted model, not a curated record. Gene Ontology annotation, cellular component: RNA polymerase III complex. Gene Ontology annotation, biological process: transcription by RNA polymerase III. The transcript has a single exon. Bases 1 to 1644 code for a protein of 547 amino acids. Gene Ontology annotation, molecular function: DNA binding.